Amoebophrya sp. A120 is the source of this 3311-nucleotide messenger RNA. NCBI's taxonomy places the organism in Eukaryota, Dinophyceae, Syndiniales, Amoebophryaceae. The record is from the annotation of a GenBank genome assembly.
GCCGAAGAGUCGAUUCCGUGCGAGAAGCUUCGUGGAUGGGGUGACAUCUUCUUGCAGAAUCGUUUCUCCUCAUCCGUGCCGUCACCUGGCACUGGUCGUCUAUUGACCAUGAGGAGCCAGAGCAGGACGGAGGACUUUCACGCCAACAUCGAUUGCGGCAGGAUGAAAAAGGACUACAGUAAGGAUUUUACGCAGACCAUUGCAGCCGAAGAUGAAGAUCAUGCUUUCGCAAAUAAAGUAGCCGCGGAAAUGAACGAGCAUUUCGACGUUUGGAUGCAAAAGCAGAGAGAAGCGGCCAGCACUCCCUCGAGCUCGAGCACCAGUAGGCCGAUGGGUGGAGCGGGUAAAACUACGGAAAAUAUCAGAGUGCCAGCUCCUGCUGCACCGACGGCGCUCCAACCCGACGCACAGGAAGCAGUAGGCAAGCGACCUCCACUACUAGCACAGCAGGAUAUAAUGUCUACCAUCACGAUGGAGGACGGUAUUGCCGGUCUUAACCUGUCACCAGCCGAGGCGGCAGCGAAUCAAAAUUAUCCCCAGAACGUUAACAAGGAACAGUUUUGCUGCGAGGCACUGUUGCGGUGUUUUGACUGCGGGCUGUGGAAAUUUUUGUGCGUAAAGAUGAACGAUAAACGGCUGAAAACCUUGGCCGCCUACAAGGAGCAAGUACGAAGAGGGAAAGGAACAGCGGAAAAUAGUAGAGAUCACCGAGAUCAUCGUUGUGAGGCGGUAGGCGCGCAGAACUACUACGCUCGUCAUCGUCGAGAAGACCACGACCAGCACGAACCACGACUGAGGCGCGGGUCAACAAGCGUACUACCGUCUGAUGUGUCUACUUCACUUGCACAGGGACAGGAGACUUUUUAUCCGCUGAAUAGUGGCCGCCCUGCUGCUGCUGCUCCCCCAUCGCGACCAUGGUCCGCGCUGUCCUUCUCAGCACCAGCACCCGUAGGUGCAUUGGUGUCUCCGCGCCGAAGCCAUUUGUUCCAAAACGAGUCGGGCGCAGCUAGGAUGAGACGAAGCGAAGUGCUGGGUCCGGAACAGCAACAGGAUCCUCAUAGGACACGAAGUCUUGGUACUAAUUCGGUACUUGAUGAAGACCGGGACGACGACCACGACCAAGAACUCCAAUCCUUUCCGCCGAUGAAGCGCUUUGAAUUAAAAACUAUCAAUGGUGUCGUCAGCGCAUAUACCACGGCGGACGGAGAGCCGUUGGCCCCGUGGGUUAGCGGGCUGUUUUUCACGGAGAACGGGAAGGUUCUGAUCCAGCAAAGAGAGAACAAGCCACGACGAGAAAACAAUGCGGAGGCCGCUCGCGCCCUGAAGCAGAAGCUGCUGGGCGAUGAGACUGGACCUGGUGCAACUACCUCCACUGGGAGGGCCCACGAGGCGAAAACAUCAAACCAGUCUUCUUCAGAGAAGAGAAAAGAAGAAGACAAGCUUGAUUCGGGACAAAUCGAAUUAGAUUUAGAGUCCUCGCAGGCAAAAAGAGAAACUGCUUCAUAUUUCUCGUCCACCACGACCCCGACGGGUAACAAACAGGUUCUCAGACAACAGAAGUCCCUCCGCAGGCCGGACGUGCGGAGAACGGAUUUAUUUCUCUUUCAGGACGAGGACAUCAACACUGUUGCCGAGAAAAGCGGUGUCAACAUUUCAGCAAGGUACGCACCGGAGGACCAACAAAGAGCAGGCUUUUCUUCGCCUGAACCACUUCCUUCGAAAGAGAUUUUCGAAAAAACGGUACCAGCAACCUGCAGCUCAUCAUCGUCUGAUCUCUACAGGGGCGAUGGUCACAAGAAUAAACACCCACCUUCGCAUAUCACGCAGAAAAAAACUGGCAGGUCAUAUUUGUAAUGCAAAAAUAAAUAGACAAGAACUUGCAUCGCAUGCCCGAAAUAGCAUGCUACGAGGUCGCCCAUGACAGAUUUUUCCGUGUAUUUAUUUUUGCAUUACAAAUAUGCCCUGCCAGCUUUUUUCUGUGGGAUACCGCAACAAGAACAGGAAAAAGAAGCUGUCUUCGCUGGACUGGACGGCAUGCCGCGGAUCCGUUUUACCUUUGAUGACGCGUGUCUGCAGCAAAUGGCGGAAGCGGCUUCUUGUCGUGGGGGUGGGGCCGGUGGUCCUUCUUCUGUGAUGACGUCUUUAGAAGCGAGACGGAGCAUGAAAUUUCUCUUGCCGACGAAGCAGGACUUCUUGUCUAGUGAGAGUCGAAAUUCAAUAGAACCAGGACCUGCUAGUACUUCCGCGAAGCCGGAGGGGACAAGCACAGGCAGUUCAGUUUCGCUCCUCUCCGGACAUGCGACAUGCAACGACCAUGCCUUUGGCCGGAGUGUCGCGAAGAAGAUUUGCGGCAUGGGGCAGAUCGUUGGGACUACGGUGCGAAUGGACGAUGAUUUUUCUGCGAGCAUCCUGAAACUCAUGGAUGAGUGUCCGAGUGAGCAGGCCGACGAAGGCUGCUUCUCGUGUACGUAGUCUUCAACAGGGGCGGAGCGGCGAACGGUGCGGUUUGACCAUCACUUUGUAGUUCCUGUUGCAACGAUACUAAUGAUUUUUCAUCUAUAACAACGAAACAAGGGCUAGGCCGCGCCCGCAACUACUACAAGAAACAUGCUGGCGCGGUCACUUUACUAGCUGCUGAGCAGUCUACUUUUGGAGGUACAGAGAGUCUAUGGCCUGUGAUUUGUAGUACUUCUUUUUUCAACAUCCUUAACGUCUUCAUUUUGUACAGUUAUUUGUACAGCUUUGAUCAAAUCUGCCGCAGGUCAUGAGGGUGAUUCUGUGCAUGCGAUUACGAUUUGAUUCUUGCCGCAUAUACUUAGUCAAGAUUGUGCUUUGACCUUUUCAACCUGUAGUUCUUAGACAGUGGAUCUCUACUUUGUCUCGCCUCAGAAACGUUGAUGCGGGCAGUUGCAUGGCUGACCACUUUUUUUGGCUAUUAUAGGCCGCGUGAUCUUCGUAUGGAUUCGGCCACUGAUAUCUGCUUGGCGUAGAGGGAACAGUGGACGCCAAUGUCGACUUUUGUUGAUAUCAUUUUUGAAAAUAGAGUUUGUACUCAUGAUAUUCAAGGGGCGGCGCCACUGUCGAUAAAAUAUUGCCACACGACAGGCAACUUCCAUAGCUUGCAGUUGCAGCACGGAUUUUCUUCUAUAGGUUUUAGGGUUUUUACGUUGUGUGGUCCGAACACCGAAUGCUGUGAGCAGGUAAUUUUAUGCUAAAUGAACCAAUUGCAACUGCAAGUGCAACAUCGCACAAAAUGACUCGCAACUGUAUAGAAGAUGUAUCUCGAGCGCGACGCGCCAGUGACGAUCGCG